CCCCGGGCCUGUGCGCUGAGCUGCCGGGUGAUGAGGGAGGUUCUCGAGAGGUUUCCGGGGAGAGAGGCGGGGGCUGGGGGUCCGUGAGCGCUUCGCUUCGAAAGGCAGGAUUUUCCCUGCCGUGCCCGCGAAGGAGAGGAGUUAGCGGGAGUGACUUUCCCGCGGCCGCCCGACCCUGCGGGGACGAAGGCCAGGACGCUGCAGGCUGCCCGCGGACCAGGCGCCCUGCGGAAGGCGGUGUGCUGGCCCGGAGCUCUGGCUUUCCUAGCGAACCCGAGGCGGUUCAGGGAAUGAGUGAUUCAUUUCCGAAAGUUUAGGAAAGCCUCCUUCAAGGAACGUCGUCGUUGUCGUAUUUUUUCUCCUUUGGGUGGGGCACCUUUAGCUCUUGGGCUUUCCAGCCCAGCGCUUUCAGAGCACCAGUAGACCGCCGUCCAUACUAGUGCAAGGUCUUUGGCCAAGCAGAAAACUUAUAGCCCAGCUUUGAUUAAAGAUGACUUCCUUGUUCACUCAAGAAGUUCACCUUUCUAAAAGACAUGAAGAAAUAGUAUCACAAAGAUUAAUGUUACUUCAGAAAAUGAAGAACAAUUUUGGAGAUCACAACACAGAAAGGGCCUGUCUUCUCCAAGCCACUGAAAUUGCUUCAAAAAGGAACCUCAGUCUCUUGCAGGACGUAGAAGCUGCAGAGAAGUCUUUACAGGCCAGGCUUAAGCCACGCCCACAACCUGCAGUGCGUUCUCUUGAGACUCGUUACUGGGCAUCAGUAGAAGAACAUGUCCCCAAAUGGGAACAGUUCCUUUUAGGAAGAGCACCAUAUCCGAUUGGUGGUGAAAAUCAAAAUGAGACAGGAAACACCGUUCAAAAUGAGAUGAAGUGAUAACUUGUUCAUAUGUUACUCAGAAAACAAAAACAAAAUCCAAAAACAACUGUUUGAUAAAACUCUGUAAGUCGUGGCAGGAACUUGAGGGAGUAAUGUGCUUGGUUUGUCUGAUUGUCAGCCUGAGAGCCACUGACAGGUCUCAGGUCUGUUACAAGGACGUAGAUUUGCAAUGAAAGGGUUAAAGCUAAUGCUAAGACAGAAGGUUUGUUAAAGAUGGUAUCAAAGCAGUGCUGUGUGUGUUAAACAUUCAGCCUCAUUACACCCCGUCUAGUCUUCCAUUAUUCACCAUGAGAACAGAAACGGGCUGCUUAGUGAGAGAAGUCUGCCUUGCUUAGCUGCCCUUGUCUAACUAGUUAUCAGAAAGUGGAUCCACAGGACUGGGUGCUUCAGACAGGCUUCGCUGCGAUUCUGACUAAAGGACUCAGUAUGUAGCCAGUUUCAGGAAGGCUGAUAUGGUUUUGAAAAAGACCAUGAGAGCUGGAAGUAGCUAUUGAAUUCUGACUGGCUUGAGGACUCCCAGCCUUGUGAAGCAGCCUGGCCCUUGGGAUUAUCUUCCCACUCUGGAAGCUGUAGGUCUCAGCCCUCAACCCAACAUCGCCGAGUCUCUUCAGUUCACCACUGUUGGAUAAUCACUAGAAGGAAAAACAAAGCAGGUAUUUUAACCAUGGAGGCAGCUUCUGGGGAGGUUGUCUACACUUCAUUGCAGUAAACUAUUCUGAAUUGCAAA
Messenger RNA from Onychomys torridus (southern grasshopper mouse), 1604 nucleotides. It is a transcript of the gene Cep15, whose product is annotated as chromosome 9 C3orf14 homolog. The transcript is spliced from 5 exons. The coding region runs from base 491 to 874 and encodes 127 amino acids. The record is from RefSeq and is a predicted model, not a curated record. NCBI's taxonomy places the organism in Eukaryota, Metazoa, Chordata, Mammalia, Rodentia, Cricetidae.